AUGGCCGAUCUCUCUGCCGUUGUUCCCGACGAGCACGCCUCGCCUUCGCAGGACGACCUGCAGCAGCCUGGCAACGGUGCCGUCGACCGCAAGCGCGGUCGCAUGAGCGCUGCUGGCGACGACGACGACGACGAUGACGACAAGACCGGUCGCGAGCGCCGCAAGAUCGAAAUCAAAUUCAUCCAGGAUAAGUCGCGUCGCCAUAUCACCUUCUCCAAGCGCAAGGCCGGUAUCAUGAAGAAGGCCUAUGAGUUGUCUGUCUUGACCGGCACCCAAGUCUUGCUUCUUGUCGUGUCUGAAACCGGUCUGGUCUACACCUUCACCACGCCGAAGCUGCAGCCCUUGGUCACCAAGCCAGAGGGCAAGAAUCUUAUCCAGGCGUGCCUCAACGCACCCGAACCGUCUUCGGAGAAUGGCGUCGACGCUACUGAUCUUCCCGCCGAGUCACCCGAAGACGUCCCUCACAGCAGCGUGAAUGCUCCUCAGGCGAAUAUCCCUCGCCCCGGCGGCCUGCAGCCGGGCUAUAUGACACAUGACCAGCAGCAACAGAUGGCUUACUACCAAAACCUCCAACAACAACAGCAGCAAGCCCAGGCUGGCGGCCAAUAUCCUGGCAUGCCCGUCGGAGGCAGGAUGCCACCGCCGCACCAGCCUGCUGCUUAA
Messenger RNA from Talaromyces rugulosus, 663 nucleotides. RefSeq lists its product as uncharacterized. Lineage: Eukaryota; Fungi; Ascomycota; Eurotiomycetes; Eurotiales; Trichocomaceae. The transcript is spliced from 3 exons. Gene Ontology annotation, molecular function: DNA-binding transcription factor activity, RNA polymerase II-specific; RNA polymerase II cis-regulatory region sequence-specific DNA binding; protein dimerization activity. Bases 1 to 663 code for a protein of 220 amino acids. Gene Ontology annotation, biological process: positive regulation of transcription by RNA polymerase II. The record is from RefSeq and is a predicted model, not a curated record.